Hemibagrus wyckioides is the source of this 4810-nucleotide messenger RNA. It is a transcript of the gene emilin2b, whose product is annotated as elastin microfibril interfacer 2b. Gene Ontology annotation, molecular function: protein binding. Bases 245 to 2869 code for a protein of 874 amino acids. The transcript is spliced from 8 exons. The record is from RefSeq and is a predicted model, not a curated record. NCBI's taxonomy places the organism in Eukaryota, Metazoa, Chordata, Actinopteri, Siluriformes, Bagridae.
GGAACUAGAGAGAGAGAGAGAGGGAGAGAUUUGGGCGGAUUCUAAGGAGAGAUCAUGAGAGCUGGACAGAAAAAGAGUGUGUUAAUAAAGCUGCAGUAAAUCCGGUGGGGGCGGAGACCUUAACAUCUGUACCACUCACUCACACACACACACACACACACGUACACACACAGAAGACCAGUCAACCUCACACAACAUCGUCAGCUUGGACUUUUUCACAUAUUGACCUACAAGCUGUUUAAAGAUGAAGUGUGUUUGCUCCAUGCUGCCUUUUGCAGUGUUUCAGAUGCUGACGUUUUCUGUAACUUACUGCACUCCGUCGAUCUAUAGUUUAUUCCAAGGCGCCCCGUAUUCCAGCUCGAUCCCGAAACAACGCAACAAAAACUGGUGUGCCUUUGUAGUGCACAAGAACGUGACGUGCGCUGUGCUGGGAGUGACGGAAACUGUGGAGUCUGACAACGCACCCUGUCCUGAACAUCAGCCCCAUUGUGCUCAAACUGGAAUAUACCGCGUUCACACAAGACCAACAUACAAAGUGGGCUACAAGCAGGUGACUGAGCUGGAGUGGAGGUGUUGCCCUGGUUACCGUGGUUACGACUGCAUGGAGCUCAAGGAUGCUGUGUCACCUCAAGUUCUCCAGGAACCACAACCAGAUCUGCCAUCUGUUCACAAACCACAACAGGGUGUCGAUGUUACCUCUGGUUCCCAUCCUUGGACACAAUCUGGGCAAAGUGGACAAACCAGGCACCCUUGGACUGAAGGUGGAGAGUCUGGAGGUCAGAGAGGUCAGCAUGAUAGUCGUCGUGUACGAGAGUUAGAAGAAGAAGUACAGCGUCUUUCUCAAACAGUCCUUGACAUGCAGGCUGCCAUGACUACUACAAAUGCUAACUUGCGUCUAGAUCUGCAAGAAGAUGCAAGCAAGAUAAUCCUGAACCUACUUGGCCAACUGAGACAACCACAGGAUGCACUGACUGGAGGAACUGAGAGCAUUGUGCUGCCUUCAGACCUAACAAUUUUUCCAGUAACUGAAGAGCUUCAGAAUCAGGUUACCCAUCUUUCAAACACAAUCAGCACCAACAUAAACACCAUUCAGGGACUGGAGGCUAAGCUCCAGCAGAUUGAAAGCCAGAUGAACCAGCUAAAAGAGGCACCCAGUGGUACCCCAGUUCCACCUCCUUCCUCUACCUUGCCUACUGAGUGCCAAUGCCAGGCUUACAUUGAUGAAAAACUUCAAGAUCUUCGUAUGGAGCUGCUGGAGGGAAUGGACAUUAAGAUGGCUGAUUUAAAGAACUCCUGUGAGUACAAAGUGGAAUCAGUUAAAGAACAUUGUGAUGAACAGGAGAACUUCUACCUAAGUCUUACUGAGCUCCUAGAAUCUAAAGAAACUGACUUGCGCCAAGAAAUCCAGGACCUGAGGCACCUUGUUUUAAAUAGCACUUCUAAAGGAUUGCCGGUUGCACAGUUUGAAGUUGAGAUCCAAAGCCUAAAGAAUGUGCAUCAGAGCUUGGCUAAUGCUGUAAAUGCAACAAACAAGCAACAGAAGGCUUUACGGGAAGCACUGAACACAAGGUUUAGCCAAGAAGAAAAAACUGCAGAAACACACUGCCUCAAACUCGAGGAAAAGUUAAGAAGCGAGAGGGCAAAGGAACAAGAGGCACAGAACAAAACUCUGGAGAGCAAGAUUGGUGCAGUUCUACAGGUCAUUCAAGACUUACAAUUGCACAGCAUUCCGAAAGAUAACAGCCAAAAUAUAUUGGAGAUGGAGAAACAGACGCAGAGUCUGAAGGGUGAGGUAAGCUCGGUUAUGCAGCAAGUCACACAGUUGGAGAGCUCAGUCCGAAUUCUCAACGAGUCCAUGAGCCAUCAAAGUCAUACGGACGGCGGUCUUUAUAACAAAUUUGUUGAACUGGAGGAAACUUGUGGGAGGAACCAAGAAUCGGCCAACAAAGUGGAGGAGAUGUUGUCUGGAAUGGAUGGACGGGUGGCCAAUGUUGAAAGGCUCUGUGGGAGAUUGGAACCAAUGUCCGACAGUCUUAAGACAAUUAAAGAUGGACUCAACAAACAUGUCAGUGGCCUUUGGAACUGUGUCCGAAAACUCAACAGCACUGUCAUUACUCACACUACAGACAUCAGCACACUGAGAGAAAAUGCACACACCGCAGAGGGCAAGCAGCAUGGAACCACCAAUUAUACGCAAUAUACAGGUCCAGGUGUUCGUUCUGGUAUGGAGGACUCUAGUGUUCUCAUGGAGAAAGCUGCUCCAGUUUUAGAGUCUGGAGAAGCAGGGCCACCUGGAACCAAGCUUUCAUCACAUCCCCCUCAGGGCAGCAGUGGCAGUAAGAUACCUGUUAAGGGCUAUGCUUCAUCUCCAGGCUUUUCUCCAGCAUCCUCAGUCUCUGUUACAGCUCAUAUUCUUCCAGGUCCUAUGAGUGUAAGUGUUCCUGUCUCCUUUUCGGCUGGUCUGACCCUCUUCCCGUUUUCUGAAGAGGUCGGCAUCAUCCGCUUCAACAAAGUGCUGUUGAACGAUGGAGGUCACUAUGACCCACAAACAGGAGUGUUCAUUGUCCCCACUGAUGGCCGGUACUUGUUGAGUGUUGUGAUAAUGGCCCAGAAAGGAGAGAGUGUGGAAGCGGUCCUCUCAGUGGCCAAUCGUAGCAUCCAGAAGCUUAACACAGCUGGAGCAGAGAAUACGGCCUCUACAGGGUGUCUCUGCGGAGGCUCUGCCUCUGCCAGCCUCGUCCUUGAUCUCAGACAAGGUCAGAGGGUGGGGGUCGUAAAAACAUCAGGAACUCUGGCAAUUUCAGCAUCCACCGAGGUGCUUUCCACAUUUAGUGGUGUUCUGCUUUAUCCACUGCAAGCUAAAAGAUAAUAAUGAUCAGAUUUUAGGGCUAUGUUUUAGUAAUUAUGUUAAUGAUAAAUGUUAAUGUUAAAUAUGUUAUACCACUACACUAAUCAGCCAGUCAUGUAGCAGCAGCAUCAAAUCAUUCAGCUUCAGCUGAUAUUCACAUCAAAGAUUAGACUACAAUAAAAUGACAAUUUUAUCAUGGCAUGGAUGUUAUCACAUAUACCAGAUAUGUACCAGAUAUGCUGUUUUGAGUAUUUCAGAAACAGUUGAUCUACUGGGAUUUUCACACAUAAGUGUCUCUAAAGUUUAAACAAAAACUUGAGUGAGGUAUUAAUAUAAUUACUCUUUACAACCGUGGUGAGUAGAAAAGCAUCUCAGCACACACAAAUGAUCAAAUCUUGAACUGGAUGAGCUACAGCAGCAGGAGACUACAUUGGGUUCUACUCCUUGAGUCUAAAACAGGAAUCUGAGGUCAUCAUGGGCACAGCCUUAUCUUAACUGGACAAAAAAAAAUCAUAUGGUCUUAAUUUCAUUCUUCAGUUGUCCAGUUUGGGUGAGCCUGUACCUAUGAUAUCCUCUAUUGUCUGUUCUGGGCUUGCAGGAAUGGAGCCUUCUGCUGUUGUAUCCUGUCUGCCUCAAGGUUUGAGGUGAUGCUUUUCUUAUUACCACAGUUGUAAAGAGUGGUUAUAUGAGUAACUGUAGAUUAUCAACUUAAGUUAAUGUAGGCUUAGACCAGUCUGGUAAUUCUCCUCAGAUCUUUCUCAUCAACAGUUUGUUUUUUUGCACCAUUCUGAUUGCGUGUGAAAAUCCCAGGAGACUUCUGAAAUACUCAAGCCAGCCCAUCUGACAUUAACACAGUUGACAUGCUUAAAGUCACAUAGAUCACACUUUUUUCCCCAUUUCUGAUGUUUAAAGUGAACAUUACACAAAGCUACUAAUCGGCAUCUGCAUGAUUUUCUGCAUUGUGCUGCUGCUGCUUGAUUAACUGAUUGGAUAACCAUAGAAAUGGGCAGGUGUACCCAUUUAUAUGAAUGUUAGCAAGGAUAUGUAUUUCGGUGCUCAUAGGAUUGUUACAUUUUUCCAGUGGUAUUUAGCAGAUAGAAAGCGACAGCUUCCGAAGAGAACGCUUUAUAACCACAAAAUCAGCAAACUCAUUUAUCAGCAUGAUAAACAGGAAUUACAUUUUAAAGACCUUAGUUAAAAUGCAGGAUAUAUUUUACCACCAAGGUGCUCUUAUAAAAACAUUUCAACUUCAGGAUAAUGUCCUGUCAAAUUGUUGUGUCACUAAUAAAGACAUUUCAGAUGUAAAGAAAAGAGAGAGGAAACAAACGAUGGCAAAUUUGUAGCCAAGGAUUGUGUUAAGCUGUAACUGCCUCAGUCUUGGAACGAAAAAAGUGUGCAUUUUUGGUUUCAUAGACCAAUAUUUCAACUCCUUUUAUUGGGAAACUAUUAUUAUUAUCAUCAAAGUUUACAUCAUCAGAUGAAAGUGGUGUAAUGAGCACAAAGCAGAACCUCACAGCAGUGGAAUGUUGUGCAUUCACAUGGGAAUCUCAGUGUUUCCUUUCAGCUGUUCACCAAGAAUAUACAUAUUACUGCCUCACAGAAUAUGUGCAAAUUAAAUGAAAGUGCCAGUACAUUUUUAAUAUUUAUAUAUUCUUGAAAUAUGUCUGUUUUCCAUGAGUCUUGAACACGCUUAAAAGGCCACACAGACGUUUCAAUUUCUAGAACAAUGUAGUUGAAGAUUUUUUCCCACCCUGACAGCAUCUCUAUUUUAUUUAUAGAUAAUAAUAAUAAACUAUGCAAUAUUUGUGUGCGAAGAAACAAUCAUUCUAUAAAAUCCUGUGUUUCCAGAGUUUUCCCUAUUUUAUGGUGCUUAAACAAUAGAUUGUAAGCAGCAGUAGAUUUCAUAGAUGAUAAUUACAUUUUCAUUUAUUAUUAUUAAUAAUAAUAAUAAUGGUCUCUGCC